Molecule: messenger RNA, 2634 nt
Organism: Aphidius gifuensis
Lineage: Eukaryota; Metazoa; Arthropoda; Insecta; Hymenoptera; Braconidae
Gene: CRMP
Product: dihydropyrimidinase
Exons: 10
Coding region: 307-2133 (608 amino acids)
Biological process (GO): pyrimidine nucleobase catabolic process
Cellular component (GO): cytosol; cytoplasm
Molecular function (GO): dihydropyrimidinase activity
Source: RefSeq, a predicted model, not a curated record
AAUAUCUCGACAUCAGUCGAUCGCAAGGUCCCGGUUAUACAGACGCGCAAACUCAAACUUAAUAUUCCAUUUUAUAUAUCAAAAAAACCUCCACCCAGAAAUAUCUUUUUCUAGUUUAUUAUAAAAAAUAAAUCUACAAAAUAUAUAUAUUUUAAAAAAAUAAGAAAAAUUGUGUUCAAUAUUAUAGUGAUAAUUAAGUUAGUGAUUAAAAAUAAUUAAGCGUAAUUAUUUGUGGUACAAAUACCUCUUUUGGCGGGACUGUUAUUGUUACUGUGUUUAAUAAUUUUUAUUCAUAGUUAAAACAAAAUGAGCACCCCCGUGAAGAAGGUGCCGAUCCAUCUGCAGAGUGCCCAAAAUCGUUUAUUAAUAAAAAAUGGAAAAGUCGUUAAUGAAGAUGGAAUGAUUGAUAGUGAUGUCUACAUCGAAGAUGGAAUAAUAAAACAACUUGGACGUAACUUGAUAAUUCCAGGUGGUACUAGGACAAUUGAUGCACGUGGAAAAUAUGUAAUGCCUGGUGGUAUUGAUCCACAUACACAUUUUGAAUUGGAAUUAAUGGGAGCUAAAUCAGUUGAUGAUUUUUAUCAAGGAACAAAAGCUGCUGUUGCUGGUGGAACAACGAUGAUUAUGGAUUUUGUUAUACCUUACAAAGAUGAAACACUACUUGAGGCAUAUGAUAGAUAUCGUACAACUGCUGAUGAAAAAGUCUGUUGUGAUUAUGGUCUACAUGUUGCUAUUACCAGCUGGAAUCCAAAGGUAAAAGAAGAAAUGGCAAUACUUGUUCAAGAACACGGUAUCAACAGUUUCAAGAUGUUUAUGGCAUACAAAGAUCUCUUCAUGCUUAAAGAUUCAGAACUUAUUGAAGCAUUCACUGUCUGCAAAAAUCUUGGUGCUGUUGCAAUGGUUCAUGCUGAAAAUGGUGAUAUUAUUGCUAUGAAUACUAAAAAACUUCUUGAUGCUGGAGUAACUGGUCCUGAAGGCCAUGAAUUAUCACGUCCUGAAGAAGUUGAAGCAGAAGCUACAAAUAGAGCUUGUGUUAUUGCCAAUCAGGUGAACUGUCCGUUGUUUAUUGGACCGGUGAUGAGUAAAUCCGCAGCAGACGUGAUAUCCGCGAGACAUGAUAAUGGUGGUGUUGUAUUUGGUCAACCAAUUGCUGCCAGUAUUGGCAUUGAUGGUAGUGAAUUGUAUGGAAAAGACAUAAACAAGGCAUGUCGGUUUGUCACGAAUCCACCACUAAGACCGGAUUCAACAACACCCGCAUACUUGAUUGAAAAACUCAACGAAGAUGGUCUUCAGUGUACUGGAAGUGACAAUUGUACAUUUAAUGCUGAUCAAAAAGCUUUAGGAAAAGAUGAUUUUUCUAAAAUACCAAAUGGAGUUAAUGGUGUUGAGGAUAGAAUGUCUGUUGUAUGGGAAAAAGGUGUUCAUUCUGGUAUAAUGGAUCCAACAAGAUUUGUCGCAGUAACAAGUACAAAUGCUGCAAAAAUAUUUAAUUUAUAUCCAAGAAAAGGUGUUAUUGCUCUUGGUUCUGAUGCUGAUAUUGUUAUAUUUGAUCCAAAUAGAAAAAAAGUUAUAUCUGCUGAAACACAUGUUCAAGCUGUUGAUUUUAAUAUAUUUGAGGGAAUGGAAGUUAGUGGAACUCCAGAAUAUGUUAUUGUCAAUGGUCGUGUUUGUCUUGAUGACAGUGAUGUUAAAGCUGUUCAUGGAUAUGGAAGAUUUGUGGAAACUCCAAUAUUUCCUCCUUAUGUUUAUGACAAAAUUGAACAAAGAGAAAAAAGACCACGAGGUGUUGCUAGAACACUUGAAGAUGAAAAAAGAUAUGCUGAUGAAGAUUUAGCAAUAGCCAAAGCUCGUGAAGCAGCUAAAUUAGCAGCAUCAGCAGCAAGAGUAUUACAAAUAAAUCAAACAAAUGGUAAUCAUCAUAUUCAAAAACCAAGAUUAUCUCAGGUAUCAUGUACACCAACACUUCCUGAAUCAGCUGUUGUUACACCAUCAGCAAAAGGUCCACGUCUUGAAGGUCAACGAAAUCUUCAAGAUUCAACUUUCUCUAUUAGCGAGGAUGUUGAUGAAACUCGAAGAGCCUGUAUUCGUGUUAAUAAUCCACCAGGUGGUCGCAGUGCUGGCGGUUUUUGGUAAAUUAAUUAUCAACCUAAGUUCAUAUAUGCUUUACCCCAGGGUUAUUUAAUUCAAAUUGGUAGCGAAAAAGGAAAUAAUAAUUAUUAAAUAAAAUCAACCACGUAUCAUAAUAUAAAACAAAAAAAAACUCAACGUUCCCUUUCAUCGCCUCAUUUAUUAUUUGCAUCAUUUUCACUUAUUCUCGCUAUUCACCAAAUAUUAAUCAUUAAGAUUUAAUAAAAUAUAUAUAUCAAGAUGCGUAAAAAUAUAUAAAUAAAUAAAAACAAAUAUCAACAAAUAUAUAUUGCAAAAAAGGCAAGCUUAAAACAAAAUGAAAUAUUUAUAAUAAUUUUUUUAUCUUUAUUAAGUUGAUUAAUUAAAAAUUUAAAAUUGAGCAGCUAUUUUAUAAACUUGAUAUUUAUAAUUAACAAGAUAAAAUUUUUAUUGUAUUUAAUAUAAUUUGUCCUCUCAGGAAAUAUCCCAUGUCUAAAAAGGUAAUUGGGAACAAAAAAAAAAAAAUAA